This is a messenger RNA of Lucilia cuprina (Australian sheep blowfly), 916 nucleotides long. RefSeq names its product superoxide dismutase [Mn], mitochondrial (gene Sod2). Lineage: Eukaryota; Metazoa; Arthropoda; Insecta; Diptera; Calliphoridae. Gene Ontology annotation, molecular function: metal ion binding; superoxide dismutase activity. The transcript has 3 exons. Gene Ontology annotation, cellular component: mitochondrion. The coding region runs from base 105 to 752 and encodes 215 amino acids. The record is from RefSeq and is a predicted model, not a curated record. Gene Ontology annotation, biological process: superoxide metabolic process.
GAACGAAAGAAGAUUUGCAAUCAAUUGCGUUUAACGAUUUAAUUGAUUUUAGAUUUUUGCAAGAAAUUGUUGAAGAUUAACGGUAUUAACUAAACAGCAUCAAAAUGUUUGCUCUCAGCCGUAAUGUCAGCAAUGUAGCCAAAACUGCCGUACGCGGUAAACAUACCUUACCCUCAUUGCCCUAUGACUAUGCUGCCUUAGAGCCCAUUGUCUGCCGUGAGAUUAUGGAAUUGCAUCACACCAAACAUCACCAGACCUAUGUCAAUAAUUUGAAUGCUGCCGAAGAACAAUUGGCUGAAGCUAAGAGCAAAAAUGAUGUCACCAAAAUUAUUAGCUUAGCUCCUGCUUUGCGUUUCAAUGGUGGUGGCCAUAUUAAUCACUCAAUUUUCUGGCAAAAUCUUACACCCGAAAAAACCCAACCUUCAGCUGACUUGAAGAAAGCCAUUGAGGAACAAUUUAAGGGUUUUGAUCAAUUCAAAAAAGAAAUGACUGCCUUGACAGUAGCUGUUCAGGGUUCCGGCUGGGGUUGGUUGGGUUACAAUAAGAAAACCCAAAAGUUGCAAAUUGUGGCCAUGCCCAACCAAGAUCCCUUGGAGGCUAGCACUGGUUUAAUUCCCCUCUUUGGCAUUGAUGUUUGGGAACAUGCCUAUUACUUGCAAUACAAAAAUUUGCGUCCUUCUUACGUCGAAGCCGUUUGGGAUAUUGCCAAUUGGAAUGAUAUCUCUAAACGUUUUGCUGAUGCCCGCAAAUAAACUUUAACAGCGCAGGCGUUGUUUUCGUGUUCUUAAACAAAGCAACAAUCCAAAACACACUUUAUAACAACAUCUUAAUGCUAAUUAAUAUAUUAUUUAAACAAUUAGGUAUUUAAUCACUAGAUCUUUGUAAAAGAUUUAAAAUAAAAGUAAAUACGCGUCGA